GAAGAGUGUCCCGAUUGGCAUUCUGAACAUCAUAAAAAAUAAAGACACCAUGGCAUGUAUUAGCAAGGAUAAUACCGGUCCAACAGAAAAAGAGAUAGCUGUUGAAGGAACGAGACUGAUAAGUCGUACUCAAGAAAAUAAGAGGCCGGUAUAUUCUUGGAAAAAUAUCGCAACUUGUAUAGCACUACUCUUUGGUUUGGCUGGAAUCAGCUUUCCUACUUUUUUUCGAUCUACAAAUCACAACCUAGGAAAAAAACUUGGUGAAGGAGAAAACUCGGCCUUAGAGACCAUAUCACUUCUCCAAGUCUUCCCGGAAGAUUUUGUGUGGGGCGCCGCAACGUCUUCCUACCAGAUCGAAGGAGCGACACACGAAGGAGGUCGCGGCGUAACCAUAUGGGAUACAUACUGCGAGGAAGAAGGGAAUAUUUUUGAUGGAAGUAGUGGCGAUGUAGCGUGCGAUCACUACCAUCGGGUGGAGGAGGAUGUUCGAAUGAUGAAGGACUUGGGGCUAAAGGCUUACCGCUUUUCCAUUGCUUGGGCACGAAUACUCCCAAAUGGAAAGCUGGAAGGGGGCAUCAAUCGCAUGGGCAUAGCGUUUUAUAAUCGGCUAAUCGAUGAACUACUAAAAUAUGACAUUGAACCAUGGGUGACUCUUUUUCACUGGGACUUACCACAAGCUCUUGAAGAUGAGUACGGAGGUUGGCUGAACCAGAAUAUAGUUGGUGAUUUUGGCACCUAUGCGUCUGUAUGCUUUGAAGCCUUUGGUGACAGAGUAAAGCACUGGAUUACCGUGAACGAGCCCUGGACAAUGGCUGUACAAGGCUAUGAAGAUGGAACCAAGGCUCCCGGAAGAACCAAGAACCCACAGGUAGAAGUAUACUUGGCUGCCCACCACCUCCUCUUGGGGCACGCAAGGGCAGUUCGAGUGUAUAGGGAGCAGUUUUUGGAAACACAACAUGGCAAGAUAGGCAUUUCAAAUAGCGGAGACUUCCGCUAUCCUCUAGAUUCUGAAUCUUCACUGGACCGAGAUGCAGCAGAACGAGCAAUGGUAUUUCAAUAUGCAUGGUUGACAGACCCGUUGGUGUUUGGGGAAUAUCCUCUCGAAAUGCGAGCUCGGUUGCGCGAUAGAUUGCCAGAGUUCACCAAUUCACAACGCCAAGAGAUAAUUGGUUCUCUUGACUUCAUGGGUUUGAAUCAUUACUCUACAUUGUAUGCAUCUGUUAAGAAAGAAGCAUCAAUAUAUGGAGGAUAUUGGACUGAUAUGGAUGUCGAAUUUUCUGGUGAUCCCUCAUGGCCAAAGAAUUUUAUGGUAAGUUUUUCAAAGAUCUUGUCUUGUGUAGCUAAAUUUAGAUCUAAUUAUUGUGACUGACGCUUAUUGGGCCCAAGGGUUGGAACACAAACCCAGACGGAUGCAGAGAAUUACUGUAUUGGAUAUCAACACGUUAUCCCGGCAUACCUAUCGUCAUAACAGAGAAUGGUACGGCUGAAGAUGAUCGCGACCUAGAAGGAGCUAAAAACGACGAAGGUCGCAGAAAAUUCUUUGAGGGAUACAUUCGAGCGUGCAGAGAAGCCAUAGAUAUGGGUGUUCAACUAGAAGGCUACUUUGCAUGGUCUCUGAUGGACAAUUUUGAGUGGGAAUAUGGCUACACAAGACGAUUCGGUAUCUGCUAUGUCGACUACGACACAUUGAAAAGAACACCAAAAUCAUCAGCGCUUUGGUACAAGAAAACUAUCGAGACUCGUGGAUCGAAUAUUCGGAUGGCUUAAACGAAACAAUUUUGUAUUAUGAUGUUAGUUUAUCAGAAGUAAACUCACAAUGCGUUGUAGGUUUUUCUGACGCUAGAGUUGCAAGUGUUGCUGCUAGUAUAGUAGUACAAUAAUAAUUAUUAGCUACUAUUGCAUUGCUGUUUUAUCAUUACUACUAAUAAUAAAUUUAUAACUCAACU
This is a messenger RNA of Pseudo-nitzschia multistriata, 1946 nucleotides long. NCBI's taxonomy places the organism in Eukaryota, Bacillariophyta, Bacillariophyceae, Bacillariales, Bacillariaceae. The record is from the annotation of a GenBank genome assembly.